This is a messenger RNA of Phialemonium atrogriseum, 936 nucleotides long. RefSeq lists its product as uncharacterized. The record is from RefSeq and is a predicted model, not a curated record. Bases 205 to 768 code for a protein of 187 amino acids. NCBI's taxonomy places the organism in Eukaryota, Fungi, Ascomycota, Sordariomycetes, Cephalothecales, Cephalothecaceae. The transcript has a single exon.
GGGGGGAGGAGGGGGGGAAGGAAGCCAUUUCCCCGUCGAUAAUAUGAGGGGAUUCCCAGCGCUUCCAGAGCUACGAAAAGAAGAUGGCUGUGAUGUACGAUAAGCAGGCGAACCCUGGUGUUUGAAGCGCGAUCAUCACCUGGAUACUAUUAUACAAAUACAAAUACAAAUACACUCUCGUGGCACCCACAAGAUAAACCCACCAUGGCGAUCCUCUCAACUCCUCUAGCCGCCGAGACCCCGCCCCACGAGAACCCCGUCCUCACCCAAAUUCUCACCCGCUCGCACACGACCACCACCGCGAUCGUCACCCUCGGCCGCGGCCCGACCCCGACCACCGAGCUGCCAACCUCGACCUCGACCACCGGCGCCGCCGCCGCGCCGCCCGUCACACCCCAGCACUCCCCCUCCCUGACCGGCAGCGAGAUCGGCGCGAUAGUAGGCUCCGUCCUCGGCUUCGCUGCCCUGGCCCUGCUGCUCUGGUGCUGCGUCGCCUCGUCGCGCCGCCGCCUCGGCACCACCACGGGGCCCUUGGGCGACGACGACGACGGGAGCUCCCUCGACGACGACGACAACAAUUACCACUACGAGGUGCGAGAGUACAAUCGGGCGUGGGCCGGGGCGGCGGCGGCGGGUCCGCGCCCCGUGGGCCCCCGGCUCGGGCCGUCGCUGGUGCCGCCUCCGCCGAGGUUCCCACCCACGCCGCGGUACACGCCGUACCGGCAGACGAGGCAGGCGCAGAUUCGCGGCGUGAAUCGGUACCCGUGAGGGGGGUCUGUGCUGGGGCGGUUCCGGGGCUGUGGUUUGCUGGGCGUCCUCGGAGUCGGGGGACUGGCGGCUCGAGCGGACGGAUAUAUUGGUCACGACCUGGCUCUUGCACACGUCUGAGGGUGAGUCCCCUGCCGGGACUAAGAGUAAUCAUUUCUUGACUAACAG